AUGCGGGUGUUCGGAGUCUUCUUAUUAUUGUGGGUAUCCUGCUCUGGCUACAAAUUUUUGGUCUACAACCCAAAAUUCGGCAGAAGUCAGGUGAUGUUCUUGGGCAAAAUUGCGGAUAUUUUAGCUCAAGGAAAUCACACUGUAGUAAGUCUGCAAAAAAUGAUUACUAAACGAAAUUUGGCUCUCAGAACUUGUUGAUGUUUUGUAGACUCAUGAAGAUGAUAUGCCAUAACUUUUCCUCGUUUAUCCUUUGAAUUCAGAUUAACUAUGUAACCGACAUCUCCUCAAGCUUCAACGACACUGGUUCCAAGAUUGCUGAGACAUGGUUCAGACCCAGAAAGUACGUCUCAGAUUACGAUAUUGGAUCGUUUCAUAUCGCCGCUUGGCUCGUGGAUUGGUCAAGUCUCAAUGUAUACGGGGUUAGUUCAAAAUUAAUGGUCACAUUUUUGCUGCCUUUCGACAUAAAAAUAUUGGUCGUUUCUGCAAAGCGUGGAAUAUAAAAAAUUUCAGAUGUUUGCGGAAAUAGGCCAGGAAUUUCGCCUUUCCUGUGAAGAUCAGCUAAAUGACACGGAAUUUCUUCACCGAUUAAAAGAGCAGAACUUCGACGUCGGCUUCAGCGAAUACUUUGACACUUGUGGCUUUCAAAUUUUCAAAAAGAUUGGCAUCAAGAAGCAUAUUCUUGUUUACUCGUCGGCAAUGCCGCAGUCCGAUGCGACAUGGUUUGGGGUGCCGGCGACGCCUUCGAUUACACCCGGUAAGGCACAUAGUUGCCCGCAAGAGUCGCAUCGCUAUCUGAAACGCAAGUUAAAAAUUUUUUUUAGAUAUCGGCUACGGCUAUACCCCCGAAAUGACAUUCUUUGAGCGAGUAAGCAACUACUUGACCUACAACUUCAAUAUGUAUCUUUUUCUCCCAGCAUUGUACGAAACCUCAAAGGCCUACAAAAACGUCUACGGAGAGGAGUUUGAUCAUAGAGUACGUCACUUUUUAGACCUCAAAAUCUUUCGAAAAUAUUCAGAAAGCCUUUGCCGAAAGCCAAUACUACUUUGUAAACACUGAUGAGCAUUUGGAUUUCCCACAAUUAAUUACGCACAAACGAGUGCACAUCGGCGGAUUGGGCAUGGAGAAUGGCGACCUGAAAGCGGAUCUUCCGAAGGUAGGCAAACUAAAACGAGUUUACGGUGCUUCAGGACAUGGAAGAGCAAAUUUCCAAGUUCAAAAAAGGAUUUAUCCUGGUCUCGUUUGGUACCGUCGCCGCCAGUUAUGCUAUGCCUGAAGGGCAUAAAAAGGCGUUUCUUGAGGCAUUCCAACAAUUCCCGGAGAUUUUAUUCAUCUGGAAAUAUGAAAGAGACGAUGACUUUGGAAAAGAAGUCAGAAAUCUGCAUAAAUCCACAUGGGUUCCACAGAGAAGUUUGCUGAGUAAGUUCUAGCAUUAGCAGUACUAAAUUGAACUUAAAAAAAUUAAAAUUUUGAAGUAAAUCUGAACCUUGCACCUUGAGCAAUUCCGUUUUUCCAGGUCAUCCGAGAGCCCUCGCUUUUCUGACUCAUUCCGGUCUGAACAGUGUCACCGAAGCCACAAAUGCCGGCGUUCCUAUGAUAAACAUCCCUCUGUUCGCCGACCAAAUGUACAACUCGGCUAUGGCCCUAACCAAGGGCAUUGGCUAUCGUGUGGACAAGUUCGGAAUCUCCAAAGACACACUCGCCAACGCGAUCCGAACUGUCGUCGAUGAUCCGGGGUACGUCGAAAAGAUGUGAGAAAUAAAAAAUUGCAGCUACAAACGACGGUCAAAGGAGCUAUCUCGAAUGAUACGCGCGAAGCCUAUGGGUCCCGAUGAGAGAAUCCGCAAAUACAGCGAAUUCGCCGCUGAAUUCGAUGUCGCAAGCAACCUCGAUAUUCACGGAAGAGAUGUCAAUUUCUUCGUGUUUUACUCGUUAGAUGUCAUUGCAUUCCUUCUAUCAAUAAUUGCUAUCGCUUUUUAUGGCAUUUACAGGAUGAUCACGCUAAUAUUCAGGCGACAAAAAAGGAAGACUGAGUGA
Bursaphelenchus xylophilus (pine wood nematode) is the source of this 2035-nucleotide messenger RNA. The record is from the annotation of a GenBank genome assembly. Lineage: Eukaryota; Metazoa; Nematoda; Chromadorea; Rhabditida; Aphelenchoididae.